This is a messenger RNA of Leptidea sinapis, 1289 nucleotides long. RefSeq names its product aminomethyltransferase, mitochondrial. The coding region runs from base 68 to 1273 and encodes 401 amino acids. Gene Ontology annotation, cellular component: mitochondrion. Gene Ontology annotation, molecular function: aminomethyltransferase activity; protein binding. The record is from RefSeq and is a predicted model, not a curated record. NCBI's taxonomy places the organism in Eukaryota, Metazoa, Arthropoda, Insecta, Lepidoptera, Pieridae. The transcript has a single exon. Gene Ontology annotation, biological process: glycine catabolic process.
AACAUUAUUGUGUCAGUAAUUUUGUAAUUUGUUGCUCAUAUAUUACAUUGAGUCCGUGACACAAAAUAUGCAGGGCUUCAGAACGUUUUCGAAACCUCAUUUAUUUGCUACACAAGUGCGCCGUUUAAGUGAUAAAGCUCAUAAUGUGAAAAAGACCCCUUUGUAUAAUUUACACGAGAAAUAUGGAGGUAAAAUUGUUGAUUUUUCUGGUUUUCUUCUUCCCGUGCAAUACACCGAUAUGAGCGUUUCGGCAUCCCAUCUCUUUACCAGAAGCAGUGCCUCUAUCUUCGACGUAUCUCAUAUGUUGCAGACUAAUGUUUACGGUAAAGACUGUGUGAGUUGGUUUGAAUCAAUAUGCCCCGUGGACCUAAAAGGCAUGGUUGAUGGAUCCAGCUCCCUUACCGUGUUUUUGAACGACAAAGGGGGUAUAAUUGACGACUUAAUCGUCACUAAAGUAAAAGGAGAUCAGCUGUAUAUAGUUUCUAAUGCAGGAAGAUUAGAAGUAGACAAACAACAUAUGCGUGACACCUCUGAAAUAUUUCGGAAAUCAAAUAAGGACGUCACAGUUGAAUUUUACGACGUCAGUGAAAGGGCUUUAAUAGCAGUGCAAGGGCCAAAAGCUGCCGGUAUAUUGCAGAAGCUUACGAACUUCUCCUUAGAUGAUCUGACGUUUAUGACCAGUCGAACUGGAACCGUGGCAGGAGUUGAGUGCAGAAUAACUCGGUGUGGUUAUACGGGUGAAGACGGUGUAGAAAUUUCGAUACCACCUGAGAAAGCGGACAUAGUAACUGAAGCUUUGCUUCAAUCGAGCGAAAUAAAAUUGGCUGGGUUAGGCGCACGGGAUUCUUUACGUUUGGAAGCUGGAUUGUGUUUGUACGGGAAUGAUAUUACCGAUAAAAUAACUCCUGUAGAGGCGAAUCUGACAUGGUUGAUAGCAAAAAGGCGUCGCAAUGAAGCAAACUUCCCUGGGGCUGAUGUUAUAUUGAAGCAAAUCAAAGAUGGAGUGAGUAAGAGAAGAGUUGGAAUAAGGAUAGAAGCGGGCGCCCCAGCAAGAAAAGGUGCAGUGCUUAAAAAUUUUAACGGAGAUGUCGUUGGAAAUAUUACGAGCGGUUGCCCCAGUCCUUCACUAGGGGGCAAUGUAGCUAUGGGAUAUGUACUUGAACAAAACAAAAAAGUCGGCACUGAACUUCAAGUGAAUGUAAGAAAUAAUAACAUUGCUUGUGUUGUAUCAAAAAUGCCCUUUGUACCCUCUAAAUACUACAUAAAGAAAUAAAAAACCAUUGAAUUAA